This is a messenger RNA of Lampris incognitus (smalleye Pacific opah), 3333 nucleotides long. RefSeq names its product nucleolar protein with MIF4G domain 1 (gene nom1). The transcript is spliced from 11 exons. The record is from RefSeq and is a predicted model, not a curated record. Gene Ontology annotation, biological process: ribosomal small subunit biogenesis. The coding region runs from base 220 to 2760 and encodes 846 amino acids. NCBI's taxonomy places the organism in Eukaryota, Metazoa, Chordata, Actinopteri, Lampriformes, Lampridae. Gene Ontology annotation, cellular component: nucleolus. Gene Ontology annotation, molecular function: RNA binding; protein binding.
CAGUAAGUUUCGAUACGUUCGGUCCUUUUACGCCGCUAUCACCCCGCAUUUACCUCGGUAGUCAGUCUUUUCGCUUGCUAUCGAACAGGAAGCUCGUUUGAACUCCCAAUCGGACUGACUAUGUACUUGGGUCACUGUUUCCUCAAGUUGCCCAAUGUAUCUAAUUGUCUAACGUAACCGUUUCAGUCAACAACUUGGAUUUGGGUGUAGUUCAUAACGAUGAAGAGCGAGGGAAAACGGAAGAAAAACUUCAAAAGGAAGAAGAGCAAUGUAAAAUUGCAAAAGUACAUGGUGUCAGUGGAUGAAUUUGUUCAAAGCAGAGCUGGUUGUGAAGUAGAGAAUGACCGUGGUUUGCAUUUAGUGAAAAAGAAAAGCCGGAAAGAGUUACGCAAAGAAAAGAGAAAGAUGAAAAAAGCUAAAAUGAAAAGCCACUACGAGGGCAAGAAGGUUCUCAGUGUGCCCACUGUUGACGAUGAAGGCUCUGGCCCACCAACAGAAAAACCACAAAAGAAAAACGCAAAGGAAAAAGCGAAGAAAGACGUGCCGAAAACACCUCAAACCAAAUCUACUCGCACGUCCAUGGAAAACUCGGAACAUCCGAAUGCUCAGUCAAUUUCCAAGAAAGGAAAGAAAAUCACUAAACUUGAGGAAACAAGAAAAAAGGCACUUUUGGAGGCAAAUGAGGCUGAGGAUAGAGAAAUAAGGAAGCUAGAGCGGUUCCUCGGCUACAACAAGAGAAAAAACAAAACGAGUCUUCCCCAGUCUUUUGCGACUGAUGGACUAGAUUAUAUUCUUGGUGUACUUGACUCUGGGUCAUCAGCUGCAGUGAUGUAUGACAGUGAAGAUGACAUGGACACCGCCAAGGAGAAUUUUGAAAAUCUUGACAAGAGUGACUCUGAAUUGUCAGGUGGGGAAAAAGAACCAGGAGACGAGUCAGAAAAUGAAGGCAGUGAAAAUGACAGUGGUGAAGAUCUGGAUUCAUUUGACGGAGAAAAUGAGGUGGAUGAGGAUGAUGAACUAGUUGAUGAAGAAAGAGCAGAGGAUGAGGAGAUGGAGGAGGAUGACGAAGGGCUGGAUGAAGAUGACAUAGGUGACUCGGCUGAUGAAAAUGAAGGGGAAGUGAUAGAAGAAGUAGACAGUCCUAACAUAACAGGGUCAGAGACUGCGCCUGUCACCGCUACAGCAGGCAAGUAUGUGCCACCACACUUGCGUGAUAAUGGAGAUGAUAAGCGCAAAGCUGAGCUUGCGAAGCUGAGGAGGAAUGUGAAAGGCCUUGUUAACAGGCUGAGUGAGCCCAACAUGGCGUCCAUCAGUGGUCAGCUGGAGGAGUUGUACAUGAGCUCCAGCAGGAAGGACAUGAAUGAGAUGCUGACAGAGGUGCUGCUGGCAGCCUGUGUUACGCCGACCCUGAUGCCUGACAGGUUACUGAUGGAGCAUGUUCUGCUUGUCAGCAUCCUCCAUCAUACUGUAGGACUCGAGGUGGGAGCCCAUUUUCUGGAGACGGUGGUGCGAAAGUUUGAUGGAGUGUACAAGAGUGGCCAAGAGGGCAAAGAGUGUGACAACUUAGUAGCAAUAGUCGCCCACCUGUACAACUUCCAGGUGAUCCAUUCCGUCCUCAUCUUCGACAUCCUAAAGCUUCUGGUUGCAGCCUUUAUGGAGAAAGACAUUGAGCUAGUCUUGUUUGUGUUGAGGAAUGUUGGCUUUGCCCUGCGGAAGGAUGACGCCCUGGCCCUCAAAGAGCUCAUCUCCGAGGCCCAACGCAAGGCCAACGAAAUGGGGCCCAAGUUUAAAGAUUCAACAAGGGUGCGUUUCAUGUUAGAGACCAUGCUGGCUUUGAAGAACAAUGAUAUGAGGAAAAUCCCAGGCUAUGACCCAGAGCCUGUGGAGAGACUGAGGAAACUGCAGCGGCCUCUGAUCCAUCAGAGCGCGGGAGGCAGUGACAUGAAGCUGAGGGUCUCUCUGGAGAAUCUCCUUGUAGCAGAGCAAGUGGGCCGCUGGUGGAUCGUUGGUUCCUCCUGGAGUGGCGCUCCCAUGAUCAGCGACCAGAGGAAGAAGAGCUCAAAACAGACAACCACCGAGGGACAGUUCAGUGCCAAGGUGUUGGAGCUGGCCAGGAAACAGAGGAUGAACACUGAGGUCAGGAGAAACAUCUUCUGCGUGCUAAUGACCAGCGAGGAUUACCUGGACGCCUUCGAGAAAGUGUUGAGGAUGGGCCUGAAGGGCCAGCAGGAGAGAGAGAUUGUCCAUGUUCUGAUGGACUGCUGUCUGCAGGAGAAGGGCUUCAAUGCCUUCUACGCUGUACUGGGGGAGAAGUUCUGCUCUCACGACCGACACUUCCAGAUGACCUUCCAGUUCAGUCUAUGGGACAAGUUCAAGGAACUUCCCAACCUUCCCAGCAGCACCCUCAGCAACUUGGUCCAGCUGGUAACCCGCUUUCUCCAGAAGAAGUGCCUCUCGCUCUCCAUACUCAAAGCAAUAGAGUUUGGGGAGCUCGAUAAGCCCAAGGUGCGCUUCCUUCGCCAGGUCCUGACCAAACUGCUCAAGGAAACUGACCCUGAGGAUCUUGCCAGCAUAUUUGGAAGGAUUUCAGGAAUUCCCAAGUUAGGAAUGCUGCGGGAGGGCUUGAAGCUUUUCAUCAGCCACUUCCUGCUGAAGAAUGCCCAGUCACAGGGACCAGCUGAGCAAGCAGCUCUGUUGUCUGAGCGUGCCCAGCUCGCCACCAAAGCCAUGGAGGCCAAAGAGGCCAAGCUCAAACUGUAAACACACGCAAAGUAACACCCCAAGAGAAAUACUAUGGAGCAAAACUAUAGAACAAGUAUAGACAACACAUGUCUGUACUUUACUUUGAGGGGACAAAUGUAGUUUGGGGGCUGCUGUUAACUUUAACAUUUUUGAUUCGAUGAGUUCCUUUUCAGGAUUUUUCUCAUGGAGAUUUUUGAUUGAGGGAAUCACAAAAUGCCUUCAAAGACCUUUCAGACUCGAGCCUAUUUAUGUCAUUGUGUAUUAAGCGGUAAAUAAAUGUAGACAUUGUUUUCUAACAUUGUUUUCCGCAGUAUUAUUAUUUUGUAGGAGUGGCUAUCUACAGCAUUCAGUCAGACUGUACUUGUGUGUAAAGAUAAAGCGAUAAGCAAUACGACUGGGAUGUUUAACACUUUUCAGUAACACUUUUCAAUACAAUUGUGCUUGUGUGUGUAUAUAUAUAUAUAUUUGUACAUAAAUUGGGGUUCGAAUUGUGGAUAAUAUUGUAUAUUACCAUAUCAAGGCUACAUACAGACUCCUGAUUAUAAGAAAGGAAUGGUGCAUUUGAAUAAACAUUGUAUUUUUUUACUUUAA